Mus musculus (house mouse) is the source of this 6300-nucleotide messenger RNA. RefSeq names its product leucine-rich repeat LGI family, member 2 (gene Lgi2). Lineage: Eukaryota; Metazoa; Chordata; Mammalia; Rodentia; Muridae. The transcript is spliced from 8 exons. Gene Ontology annotation, cellular component: extracellular region. The record is from RefSeq and is a predicted model, not a curated record. Bases 871 to 1854 code for a protein of 327 amino acids.
GUGCGGCGGCCGCCCAGCAGCCCGGGCGCGGGUGGGGGGGCGCCGAGUGGGGGUGGCGGCCAGCAUGCUGCUCGGCUGCGGCUCGGCCUCCCACACCCGCGGCGCCCGCGUCCUCGCCAGCAGCGCUGGCGGCCGAUCGGCAAGCGGCACCCGCGUCUGCUGCGGCGCUGGGUCCGAGCGCACGGCGCGGGGCGGCGGCGGCGGCGGGGGUCCGAGCCCGGGCGGGGACCCGGGGACCCGGCAUGGCGCUAUGGAGAGGCGGCGGGGCGCUGGGGUUGCUGCUGCUGAGCGCCGCGUGCCUCAUCCCGCCGAGCGCGCAGGUGAGGCGGUUGGCGCGCUGCCCCGCCACUUGCAGCUGUACCAAGGAGUCCAUCAUCUGCGUGGGCUCCUCUUGGGUGCCUAGGAUCGUGCCUGGCGACAUCAGCUCCCUGAGCCUAGUAAAUGGAACAUUUCUGGAAAUCAAGGACCGAAUGUUUUCCCACCUGCCCUCUCUGCAGCUGCUAUUGCUGAAUUCUAACUCAUUCACGGUGAUCCGGGACGAUGCCUUUGCUGGCCUUUUUCAUCUUGAAUACCUGUUCAUUGAAGGGAACAAAAUAGAAACCAUUUCAAGAAAUGCCUUUCGGGGCCUCCGUGACCUGACUCACCUUUCCUUGGCCAACAACCACAUAAAAGCACUUCCAAGGGACGUGUUCAGUGAUCUGGACUCCCUCAUUGAACUAGACUUAAGGGGUAAUAAAUUUGAAUGUGACUGCAAAGCCAAAUGGCUGUAUCUAUGGCUGAAGAUGACAAACUCCACCGUCUCUGAUGUGCUGUGUAUCGGUCCACCAGAAUACCAGGAGAAGAAACUCAACGAAGUGACCAGCUUUGACUAUGAGUGUACCACCACAGACUCUGCCGUACCAGUCGGUGUCAGUAGACACGUUCAACUCCAAGAACGAUGUGUACGUGGCCAUCGCUCAGCCCAGCAUGGAGAACUGCAUGGUGUUGGAGUGGGACCACAUAGAAAUGAAUUUCCGGAGUUAUGACAAUAUCACAGGCCAGUCCAUCGUGGGCUGCAAGGCCAUCCUCAUUGACGACCAGGUCUUUGUGGUGGUGGCCCAGCUCUUCGGUGGCUCUCACAUUUACAAAUACGACGAGAGCUGGACCAAGUUUGUCAAGUUCCAAGACAUAGAGGUGUCUCGGAUUUCCAAGCCCAACGACAUUGAGCUGUUCGAGAUCGACGACGAGACCUUCUUCAUCAUCGCCGACAGCUCCAAAGCGGGGCUGUCCACAGUUUACAAGUGGAACAGCAAAGGGUUUUACUCCUACCAGUCACUACAUGAGUGGUUCAGGGACACAGAUGCGGAGUUUGUUGACAUCGACGGGAAGUCUCACCUCAUCCUGUCUAGCCGCUCCCAGGUCCCCAUCAUCCUGCAGUGGAAUAAAAGUUCCAAGAAGUUUGUCCCCCAUGGUGACAUCCCCAAUAUGGAGGAUGUGCUGGCUGUGAAGAGCUUCCGGAUGCAGAACACCCUCUACCUUUCCCUCACCCGUUUCAUUGGGGACUCGCGGGUCAUGCGUUGGAACAGUAAGCAGUUUGUGGAGGUCCAGGCUCUUCCUUCCCGGGGGGCUAUGACCUUGCAACCCUUCUCCUUCAAAGAUAACCACUACCUGGCCCUGGGGAGUGACUACACGUUCUCACAGAUCUACCAGUGGGAUAAAGAGAAACAGCAGUUUAAAAAGUUUAAAGAAAUCUAUGUGCAGGCGCCUCGGUCCUUCACAGCCGUCUCCACCGACAGGAGAGAUUUCUUUUUUGCAUCCAGUUUCAAAGGGAAGACAAAGAUUUUUGAACAUAUCAUUGUUGAUUUAAGUUUGUGAAGGUGUGACUAGAAGCAUUUCAAAGAUGUGUAGUGUUAGCUCUCACAAGAGAGACAGGACCAAGAAGAAAUAAUAAUAAUAAUAAAAAAAUCAUAAAAUAAGCCAGGCUCAGAGCUCUGAAACUAAAAUUCACAAUGCACUGGGGGAAAUAGUUAGACAUUUUCAAACUUUUAGGAUUCACAUUUUAACCAGGGAUUGCAUUUUUCUUUUGGCUGAUUGCAUGAGAGGCCUAUGCUGCUGUUUACAAGCGACAUCUUAAAGCCUGUAAUAUCUGAGACAGGAGCGCAGCAUCUUUACCAUCUAGAAGGCAGUGUGCUUCUACUUUAAUUUCAAUAAAAAAGGAUAAAACAGACAAGAUGGGCCAGCCCUUCUAGUGAAAUUAAGACAAGAGACCCCCACCCAUCUAACUCCACUGACCUUUCCAUUCCUAUUAAGAUAGGAAUUAAGAAAUUAAGAAAAACUGAUAAGGCAGUCUUUCAAUUAAGAACUGGUAAAGCCAAAGUGAGCUGAAAAGAUUUGCUGAUUGUUUGUUUGAAAAUCUUAGAACACUCCACAGUGCUAUUUUGAGCCAUCCUAGUUUCCUGAAAGUCAUGGCCAGGCCAGUCUUCCAGAAUCUUCCUUAGAGUAGAACCUUGGCUCUGCCCUCAUCAGGGUCGAUCUCUGUCAUGAGUAUGCUCAUAGGUUAAUGUUUAACAUCGUUUCCUCUGCCACAGAGAAAAUAUUCUGGUGACACGUGUCUAGGCCAGCCUGGAAUGUGCCCAAGAUGAAGGGAUUUCCCUGUGUGUGUGUGUGUGUGUGUGUGUGUGUGUGUGUGUGUGUGUGGUUUAAAGGUAACCCUCGAGGUGGCUGGAGCAAUCAUGUGUGUUUGAUGUUAUCCGUUGAGCGCUCAAAUCUCUGAGCCGUUCCUUUUAGUUUGUGGGUAACUGGCAGGCAGGCCAAAGGCUGACUGGUGCUUUUCAUCUGUCCCUUAGAGGGAUGGAACAGGUGUUCCCAUCUCCUGGGCAUUGGGUAGGGUUUUUGAAGUGAGAUUUUACGGAGUCAGAGGGCACUUAACUCAGAUCUCCAUGUGCUUUGAGACCCAGAGGGGGUCCUUUGAUUGUUGCAUGUCUUUGCCCUCUGGACAACUUAAUAUUUCAAGUAAUUGAUUCAAUAGCAGUCUGCCUACCUGCCCACCUGCCUCCCUUCCUCCUGGAACAGUCCUUUGUUAAGUUGUAGGUGUGCACAGUGGCUGGCUCGUGCGGCCCUGCAGAAGUUUCUGAACAUACAAAAGUCAAAAUCACGGGAACACACCUCCCUCCUCCAGCACGCUAGCAAUAGGAGGCAGGUCGUGCGCUAGUGCUGGGGUAUCUGAUAGAGCUUCAGGCGAGACCAGCUGGAACCAGAUGAGCGUAAUCUCAUAGGCCAGGUCUGUGUGUGGGACCAGGUGGCUUAUUUCAAAAUAGGCCUCCUGUGGGGACAGCAGGGAAAUGCUUGGGGUCUGGUUGUGUAGAUGGUUGCACAGUGGAUAUUCUGUCUAAGCAGCUGCUUUAGGGGAGUGUUUUGCAGAGUCCCACUGCAGCACGAUGUCGUUUUAAUGGUCAUCCUCGCUGUAGCUAGGUAGAGGGUACCCCACAAAUGCGAAUGAGUCUGUUGUCUCCUGACUGUAAGCAGCAGGGGAUGAUUGGUACGCCAUACUGGAGAGCUAUGCAUUGAUGGUAAUCAGCACUCCUGGCUGAUGCUUCCAGCCUAGGGGGAAUCAAGGACUUUAAUGAACUCUGGCUCUAUAGUGUGGUUGCUUAGACUGCUGGUGCUAAAUGCCAAGCAAAUAGAAAGAGCGGUCUGUUUUAAUGCUCUAAGCGUAAAUGACACGUAUGCGUUCUUCGCCUUCUUUUGUCUUCUUGGUUCAUUUGGCUUGCCCAUGAGUUCCUGGCUCUCCCUAUUGGAGGCUGGAAGUGUGAUGGUUGCUUUUCCUUUCUCUGAAGAACUGGUGAGCCAUGUUCCUCCAUACAUGGGUCCUGCAGACAGGCACGUAGCACUAAUGUCAGGCAGAGAGAACACCUUUGCUUCUCACCGCUUGUAGAGGAACCCACAGGGGCAUCUCUCAGAGUGCCACCUCUACAGAGCCUGGUACCAGCUUCUCUGUGCUUCCUCACAGGGUGAAGCCAUGGCCAUUGCUUAGAGUUCAAAAAGCCAAGAUAUGUGGGGUUUGACUUGGGGGUGGGGCAGGCUGUCAGACCCGGAUGAAGCAUUUGGGGAGUGAAAAAGACCCUGGUGGGUGGUGCAGCAGGGGUAUGAGAGGACCAGCAAUCGAGUUUUCUUUUUAAGACAAGUUUAUACCAGACUGGAGUCUGCAGCCUUCUGAGUCCUGCGCUAUGGGAGGAGAUAUUUGUUCUGGCCAACUUAACGAAGGAACAUAGAUGUUCUUGGCAUAAGGUGGGAAGCUCUGCUUCAUUAAUCUUACUGCUCUCUCCCAAGAAUCCCUGAAGUUUUAAGCAGUUUCUGCAAAAUGCUUUCUUCCAGUAAAAUAACAAAACCCACCCACACAGCUAUAACAAGAGCCCAAGGCAGAGAAAUGCAUAGGACUGUCCAGCUGAGGGGGACUGGUCUCUCCUUCCCCCUCCUUCCUGCUCUCCCCCUUCCUCCCUCCCUCCCCCCUCCCUCUCUUCCUUCCUCCCUCCUCAUUUCUUCUUUCUUUCCUUCCCAACACCCAUGCACUGACAUCUGCUCAGCCCGCCCUUUGUCCGUCUCUGCAGCUGGCUUCAGAAGAUGAUCCCUCCAAUCAGUCCUGCGGCUUUAAGGCCAUAACCUAAAGCAAGGGUUAGUCCUCAGACUCUGUAGGAUCCGCAGUAGAUUUCUAUAAAGACUAAAAAUAAACCUUAGGGCUGACAAGCACUUUGUUCCUGGGCUGUGGAUAAGAUCAGCUCGCAUCCCGGAAGCUUCCUGUCAUUCCCGCCUGUGCAUCUGUGUUCUGCUCACGUGUCACAUGUAGCUCUUUGGUUUACGGAGGGCAGGUGUUAUUCUAAUUUCAUAGAGAAGGAAAUAGACACAGAACCGAAGUAGAUGGCCUGCCUGAGAUUAUCCGGUUUUAAGCAGCAAAGCUAGAACUUUCCCGUGGACGACAGGUGCUGCAUUUUCUCUUUCUAAUGCUCUGCUGUGCCCACCCAAAGUCAGACUCUGUUACCAUGACAGUGAAGACAGCAGCAGUUCUUGUAGAUUACGUACAAGCAGAAUGAAGAGCCAGGGGUGAAAGUCAUGCCUGACACACACCGUUCAAUCGUCAAUGCCAUCGAACAACUAGCAAGCACCUCAGAACUGUGGGGCAUGCCUAGCCAGGCUUGAGAAAGCCUUCCAGAAGUGGUGGAUGGCUUCAGUUGUCUAGCGAGGAUUUCUAGCCGGCAUGACUGUGUCUUCUCACAUAUAGCCAUGGAGGGAAUACUGAGGCUAGACACAUCUGGUUCUUGUCAUGGUGUCUACCAGAUACGAUGAGUUCUAGGAGAGAGAAAUUAAAAACCCCAACUCAGGAGCAAUGGUGAAUUGCUCCGGGCCAGUGUUGUGUUCUUCUCGUGGAAUGAGGCUGCAUGUUUUUAGGGGAAAAAAAAUCAAUAUGAGGUUCUACAAGCUGAGCCUCUGGGAGUGCUCACGAUGGAGAUUUCUCUGGCUUAGGGGACUCCAGGCAAACCAGAGGAAGGUCUGCAGGAAGGGCUCUGGUUUGCAUGCCCCCUAAAGGAAGCCUUGAGCCAGCUUCCCGAGUCUUCUGCAGGAGACUCGCUCCUUGUGUGACUUCACUCCUUGCUUCCUUAGGCAGGGCCAAGGGUUGUGUUCGACAGCGUGCCAGAGCAGAGUCAGCAACCUAGCAGCGGGUGCAAAGAAUAGGGUGGUUUAGACCUGGGGCGCCAUGGGAAAAGUGGGGGAGGCGUGCAGGGCAGAUGGUUUGGGAGUGGAUGCUUUGUGGGGGAAGGAGGAAUGAGCUUGAAAGAGCAAUGAUAACUUCCGUUGCCUUAGCAGAGGGUAGGAUGGCCAGGCACAUCCGUAGCAUGCCAAUCACUGAACAGCAUCCACUGUAAUGCUGAUUCAGACAACAGUGACAUCACUGGGCCACUGGGCUCUCAGCCGAGCACUCUGCUCUUUACCCUGUCUCAUUGCUUGCGCCAGCAGCCACCUCUUUCUAGCGGGGAAACUAUGCGUUCCCUAUCCAACCCCCUGACUAUCAGGAAUGUAUGAGAACUGUGAUAAACUAGUCCAAUAUGCCGUUUGGUACUGUUUUUAUGUCUUUUAAAUGCACAACUUAGGUGAAAUAAUACUUUAUACGUGUAUGGACGUGGAUUUUACAGUGGACGGACAAUGCUGGAUGUGUUUUAAAGCUGUAUCUACUUAGCUCUUUUUGGAAAAUAGAUUGGACACAUGAUAUGCCUCUUGAUUCUUCUAUAUAUUCUGUAAUCCUGUGAAUAAAAAGUAGUAAAUGCCUAA